This is a messenger RNA of Sorex fumeus (smoky shrew), 4071 nucleotides long. It is a transcript of the gene GABRA1, whose product is annotated as gamma-aminobutyric acid type A receptor subunit alpha1. The record is from RefSeq and is a predicted model, not a curated record. NCBI's taxonomy places the organism in Eukaryota, Metazoa, Chordata, Mammalia, Eulipotyphla, Soricidae. Gene Ontology annotation, biological process: nervous system process; regulation of postsynaptic membrane potential; monoatomic ion transmembrane transport. Gene Ontology annotation, molecular function: inhibitory extracellular ligand-gated monoatomic ion channel activity; transmitter-gated monoatomic ion channel activity involved in regulation of postsynaptic membrane potential; benzodiazepine receptor activity. The transcript is spliced from 10 exons. Gene Ontology annotation, cellular component: dendrite membrane; GABA-A receptor complex; synapse. The coding region runs from base 152 to 1522 and encodes 456 amino acids.
CCGCCCGCCGCCCGCCCGCCGCCCGCCGCCCGCCGCCCGCCCCGCGCACUCGCCGGCUCCGGGCUCGCCGCGGUCCUCCCGUGCACACUUUGCCCGGCUCCUGAGCAUCCUGCGCCCGCCCGGAGGGGGCCCGCAGCUGCACUAGUCCGCAAUGAAGAGGCGGCCCCGACUCACUGACUCCCUUUGGGCCUGGACCCUCCUUUUCACCACAUUGACUGGAAGAAGCUAUGGACAAACUUCAUUACAAGAUGAACUCAAGGACAAUACCACUGUCUUCACCAGAAUUUUGGAUCGACUUCUAGAUGGUUAUGAUAAUCGCCUGAGACCAGGGUUGGGAGAGCGCGUAACUGAAGUCAAGACUGACAUCUUCGUCACCAGUUUUGGACCUGUCUCAGACCACGAUAUGGAAUACACAAUAGAUGUAUUUUUCCGUCAAAGCUGGAAGGACGAAAGGUUAAAGUUUAAAGGACCCAUGACAGUUCUACGUUUGAAUAACCUAAUGGCAAGUAAAAUCUGGACUCCGGACACCUUUUUCCACAAUGGAAAGAAGUCUGUGGCUCACAACAUGACUAUGCCCAACAAACUCCUGCGGAUCACAGAGGAUGGGACCUUGCUGUACACCAUGAGACUGACAGUGAGAGCUGAAUGCCCAAUGCAUUUGGAAGACUUUCCUAUGGAUGCCCAUGCCUGUCCACUGAAGUUUGGAAGCUAUGCCUAUACAAGAGCAGAGGUUGUUUAUGAGUGGACCAGAGAGCCAGCUCGCUCCGUGGUAGUAGCAGAAGAUGGAUCACGCCUAAACCAGUAUGAUCUUCUUGGACAAACAGUGGACUCUGGAAUUGUUCAGUCUAGUACUGGAGAGUAUGUUGUUAUGACCACUCAUUUUCACUUGAAGAGAAAGAUUGGCUAUUUUGUUAUUCAAACAUACCUGCCAUGCAUAAUGACGGUUAUUCUCUCACAAGUCUCCUUCUGGCUCAAUAGAGAGUCUGUACCAGCGAGGACUGUCUUUGGAGUGACAACUGUGCUCACCAUGACAACUCUGAGUAUUAGCGCCAGAAAUUCCCUCCCUAAAGUGGCUUAUGCAACUGCCAUGGACUGGUUUAUUGCAGUGUGCUAUGCCUUUGUGUUCUCAGCUCUGAUCGAGUUUGCCACAGUCAACUAUUUCACCAAGAGAGGUUAUGCAUGGGACGGCAAAAGUGUGGUUCCAGAAAAGCCAAAGAAAGUGAAAGAUCCUCUCAUUAAGAAAAACAACACUUAUGCUCCAACAGCAACCAGCUACACCCCUAAUUUGGCGAGGGGGGACCCCGGCUUGGCCACCAUUGCUAAAAGUGCAACCAUAGAACCCAAAGAAGUCAAACCAGAAACGAAACCACCAGAACCCAAGAAAACCUUUAACAGUGUCAGCAAAAUCGAUCGACUGUCAAGAAUAGCGUUCCCACUGCUAUUCGGAAUCUUUAACUUGGUCUACUGGGCGACCUACUUAAACCGAGAGCCUCAGCUCAAAGCCCCUACCCCGCACCAAUAGGUCCGUGUGUUCGCUUUCUGUUGUUCAGUCUUCCGCACUGGGGAUCGCUUUCUGUUCUCAAUGCAGUGAUUCCCUUCUGCUUUAUUGCCUCUGUCUUAAAAAAAAGAAUUUGAAGGUUUCCUUAUUUCCAUAAUUCAUACAAGAACAACAGACCCCUGUCCAGCAGUCCAGAGCAGAGCAGUGCUGAGCGUACAGCUGAAAGGCAGGAUUCUGAGCGAAGGGAACCCGAGGGGGCAAACGGCGACAGAAGGAACUAACCAGCCAGAGGGGACCCCGAGGGAAGUAGGGCCAAAGACGCGAGGAAAGGGAGAGGGAAAAGAGAAGGAACUCCAGGUCACUUGUAGAUAUAUAUUUCCAGAUAUUCUAAAAAAAUAUAUACUGUAUAUGUUAAAAAUAUUUUUAUGUGAAGGUGUUUAAAAGAAUAAACUAUAAAUGUUUCACAAAAAAAGAUUUAAAUCUGUCGUUAUUGCACAAACUGCAGUGUGCUUACAUUUUUACUUUUGUCUUAAAAUCUGAUGCAUAGCUUUAACCUGUCUUUUCAAAAGCUAAAGAUCAUCAUUCUUCCUCUUUUCAAAAAAAAAUGCCUAAUGCAUUAUUUUGUUGUUAAACGUUGUUUAAAAAUUCGUGGACAUUUCCUAGGAAAUGAUUCCGUUUCUUACUGUAGAAUGCAUUCGAUUCAGUUGAGAAAAAAAUUCUUUAAAUAAGCUACUUUACUGUCAUCUGAUCUUUGACCACUAGACUACAUGAGGAAACAUUUUAACAGACAUACAGCAAAUUAAAAAAUCUAAAAACAAAAUAGUUAAAAGAUUUUAAAAUAUUCUCUUCCUUUUACUCUAUCUCUUUGCAGAUAGCACAUGGGUCCACUAAUUCCUUUAUUCUCAUUAUGAAGAUGUUUUUUAGAGGGGCAAAAUAUUUUGCAAGUUCUAGAAUUGUUGAAUGUAUUAUUUUAUAUAAAAAGACACUAAAAGCUUUAGAUCGAAAUUUAUGACUAGUAAACAAAAAUAGAGUAUAGACGUUAUAUCUGUAAAUAUACAGCAUGAGGUUGUACUUUUUUUUACUUUUUUAAAAGUUAUGUUCCUGAAAUAUUGUGGAGACUCACCGCUCUUAGCUAUUAGAAUGUUGUUAAGUGCAAAGGACACUCACAUAAAGGCUGCAUUUAAGAACAGCACAGCCCACAGGAAUCAGAUGGAACUUAAAUACAUGGGUACAAAGUCCACUUAAAUAGAAAAAGCUUACAAUUUCAAGCUGUAGUCUGGUGUACAAUAGUAAAUCAGUUUCUAUCUGCUCAAGUCAUGCUGCAUUUCCCAAUUUUAAGCUCUUAUGACAUAGAAAGAAAGUGGAAAAGCAUUAGUGGGAGCUAGAAAAACAACUGUAUAUUGUUGCUUUCUUUGCUAAUACCUACUAUUUCAAUAAGUGUUGUACCAUAUGUAGCAGUAAAUAUAAAACUACAUGCAAAUGUACAGGAAAUAGCUCUUAUUAAGUAAUAUUACUACAUUUCAUUUAUACUGUAGCAAUACAUUUGUAGCUAUACUAUGUAAGGGCUUUAACUACAAGAGGUUCAUUAAUACUUCCUAUGAAAAUUCUAGUCUGUUUUAUUACUUCCCAGAUGUUUAAGAGAUAAAUAAUCACACAGAAGGUACUUUUGAAGUCUCCUUUCAUCUGAUAGAGUUUCAGAGAAUUUGAAAUUACUGUCCAGAAUCCACGGGUUAUGGUCUAAACGCAUUUACAAUGUUACAACACAAACCUAUCCGCCAAAUAAGAAAGUUGGGAUCUGUAUCUACAUUUUGAAAUAUUUUUCUCAAAAAGCUGCUAUCCAAUGAUAUAGGAAAUCGCAGUAUGUGGUUUCCUAAACAAACUCUGGUUUUUCUUUUUAAAUGUGCUUUAUUGUUUGAUUUGGUCCUGCUAAAUUUGAUGAGCUAAGUGAAGAAGAUAGGCUAAACCAAGAAUGUUUCAUCCUCCGGUUUCAUGUGUAGAUAUCAUGUAGAGAAAAAUGAUAUCAAAUAUGGCUCUAACUUCUGUGUUGUUGUUUAUCUUGUUAUUUUCUCGGUGUUAACCUGAUGUGUUUAUUGAGAGCAUUUUAUCUUCCAAACGCCUCAUGGCUAAUUUUCGGUCUGUAUUUGAACAUUAGAUGUGAGUAUUUCUUAUUAGUCUGCUUUCUGCUAUGCAAUGACUGCAUUUAUACCAUUUCUUUGUUAGUAAAUGUGGAUAGUAUUCUAUUGUAUAAAUUGAUUGCACAAUUGAUCACAGACAAAUAACUCUAUGUAGCUUUUCUACAGUGCUUUGCUAAACCAUGUAAUACUAGUUAAGUCUUCCUUGAAAAUAAAGAUGCACUCUUAUAGGGGACGGUUCCUGUUUACUCCCAGGAAAUUUUUUAAAGAGAUGACAGUGAAUGUUACUGCACCUCGUGCAGUGAAGUGGCAAUAAAACCAAACAUGAAUCGAGACUGUUGAUGGCAGGUGCAUGUAUUGCUUUACAGAGUUUAGCAAAAGCUCUUACUUUUAUGUCACACUGUAUUCUAUUAUAAUAAUAAAGCUAAUAUUAUUCAAUAA